Molecule: messenger RNA, 2413 nt
Organism: Chenopodium quinoa (quinoa)
Lineage: Eukaryota; Viridiplantae; Streptophyta; Magnoliopsida; Caryophyllales; Amaranthaceae
Product: two-component response regulator ARR12-like
Exons: 6
Coding region: 380-2125 (581 amino acids)
Biological process (GO): cytokinin-activated signaling pathway; phosphorelay signal transduction system
Molecular function (GO): DNA binding; DNA-binding transcription factor activity
Source: RefSeq, a predicted model, not a curated record
AUUAUUUUAAUUAAUUGAUUGACAAAUAUUAAAAAAAAAAGAAAGAAAAGAAAAAGAAAAAAGAAAGCAGAGUACCUAUAUUCCUAAUUCAAAGUCUUCCUUUUUACUCCCUUUUAAGUUUUAACUCUUUCCAUCCAUCCUAUUAUCCUGUCUUUCUCUUUCUGCAAAUAAAUUCUCAAAAAUUUCUCAGUUGAAAUUCAUUGAUAGUGACUUUAACUAAUUCUUACUGUUUUUUUUAUAUAUUUUUUUUCUCUCUCCUCAUUUAGACUUUUAGUAUUGCUCUGUUUUAAAACAGGAGAAAAGCAGAGUUCACAAAUCUCCCUAAAAAAAAAAAAAGAUAAGAACUUGUUGAGUUUUUGGGGAUAAUUUGGUGAAAAAGAUGACGGUUGAACAAAGAGAAGAUGAAUCAAUUGAUCAAUUUCCAGUGGGCAUGAGAGUUUUGGCUGUUGAUGAUGACCCUAUUUGUCUUAGGCUUCUGGAAUCUCUCUUGAGAAAAUGCCAAUAUCAUGUUACGACGACAAGCCAAGCCAUUAAGGCUCUGAAGAUGCUGAGGGAAAACAAGAACAUGUUCGAUCUCGUGAUUAGCGAUGUUCAUAUGCCGGACAUGGAUGGUUUUAAGUUGCUUGAGUUUGUUGGGCUUGAGAUGGACCUGCCUGUUAUAAUGCUGUCUGCUAAUGGUGAUCCCAAGCUGGUAAUGAAAGGGAUUACGCAUGGAGCUUGUGAUUACUUGCUUAAGCCCGUGAGGUUGGAGGAGCUGAAGAAUAUCUGGCAGCAUGUAGUCAGGAGAAAGAAGUUUGAUCCUAAGGACCGAAACAGCUCUUACAGCCUGGACAAGAAUUCCGGUGGAGAUAAUGGAACUGGAGGUGCAAACUCUGAUCAAGAUGCGAAAUUUUGUAGAAAGAGGAAGGACCAAAACGCGGAUGAUGAUGAAGACGAAGAUGAGGAUGAUAAUGAAAAUGAAGACCCUUCUGCUCAGAAGAAACCCCGUGUUGUCUGGUCCGUGGAUCUGCAUCGCAAGUUUGUUGCUGCUGUUAACCAGCUUGGUCUUGAGAAAGCUGUGCCUAAGAAAAUCCUGGAGUUAAUGAAUGUCGAUAAGCUUACUAGAGAAAAUGUGGCCAGUCAUCUCCAAAAAUAUCGAUUGUAUUUGAAAAGAAUCAGCGCAGUGGCUAAUCAGCAAGCUAACAUGGCUGCCGCGUUUGGAGGACCUGAUUAUCUCAGAAUGAACGCAGUGAAUUUUCAUGGCUUCAAUGCGAGUCCACAAUUCCAUAACAACUCUCUGAGACCCAUCCCGCCCCCUGGAGUCCUGGGCAGGUUGAACACUCCAGCUGGGAUGGGCGGCCUUCACGGACUCCCUCCUUCUGGACUUAUUCAGUUGAGCCAGCCCCAAAAUCCAACUUCUUCCAUCACUGACUCCAAAUUCCACCCCAACUUGUUUGCUGGGGAUCAUACUGGCAAUGUACUUCAAGGGAUGCCGACAUCAUUGGAAUUUGAUCAACUCCACAAAAAUAAUACCAUCUUAAGUGGCUCAAGCAAUUCAAUUCUCAGCCUUCCUAACAGUUCAUUGACGAUGCAAGGUCGUUCUUCUCAAGAAAGACAAAGUCUUGACAGUUUUGAGGUGAACAUGAAUUCUGCCCCUAACUUGUUGGAUCAUAAUAGAUGUAGUAGCAGUUGGCCUGCAGCUGUCCAAUCGCAGCCAAAUUCUAUGAGUCCCAUGGACAAUAGGGUGCAUGAUUUUUCACCAAAUAUCUCUAUCCAAAACCGGUUGCAGAACUCGAACAUGAUGGGUGAGAAUAUGAUGCAGAACACGAGUCAUGUGGCCAAGCAAGUAUGGGAUGUAGAUUUUUUGGAUGGCUCGGCGAAUCCUUCAGUGACUGGCACUCACAGUGCAUACAAUCCAAGCAGCAGGAAUAGAGAUACAGGAUAUGAUAUGAUGGGACAACCGGGGUUUGAUUGCUUAGCCACCCAGCAUGACCAGAUGCUCCAAAAUUCAGCAGUUGACGUGACAAGAAAAACAAAGCAAGGGCAGUUCAUGGAACAAGGAGGGAGGCCUCUGGGCAACUAUAAUGCUGGUAAUGGUGCCGGGUCUUUGGAAGAUGUUGUGACUGCGAUGUUUAAGCCUGUAUGAUCUUUCGUUUUCUUUGUGCAGGAACAGGAUGUGAAAAUGUUGAAGAAUGGGGAUUUUGAAUCUGAUAUGUAUUCCUAGUUAGUUGAAGGCUUGUUUAAUGGUAGAAGGUAAACAGGAGAAGCACAGCCCGAUUCAGGGAAUCUCCUUUAUUUGUAAUUUUAUGAUACAUUUGCUACCUUUGUUUUAGGCUAAGUAGUUGCUGUUCUAAAUAAAUGUUAUGGUUAGUUGGUACUCAGAUGCUUACCAUGCCCCAUUCUCUAAUUUAAGGUUUUGUUCUUUUCACAUGAA